UCCUGUCGGUCCUGCCCCCUGCAAUGAAAUCGAAACCUUUCUGAACAAUAAAAGCGCAACUUGCUCUUAUCUUCUUUUUUCUUUACUCCUGACUCUGCAGCAAACCUCAACUCUGCAAUUCAACCGCGAACCAUGGCUCUUAACCAGACACUGUUUGACAAUCCGGUAAUUCCCUUCACAGGAGCAAUCCAAGGUGGUGUGCAGGAGGGGAAGAUGAUCGCCAUCUGUGGACGAGUCCCGCCUGGAGUCAAAAGGUUCAAUGUGAAUUUACAGUGUGGCUCCAGGACCAAUGCAGACAUUGCUUUCCAUUUUAACCCCCGAUAUGACGGUGUCUCUUGUGUGGUCGCCAACACCCUGCAAAGCGGCAAAUGGGGCAGCGAGGAGAGGAAGAGCAACUCCUUACUUCUUCCUGGCUCCAUCUUCAAACUGCUCAUCACAGUCACCCGUGAUUCCUUCCUGGUGAAUAUCAACGGCAGUCACUUCAUGGACUACAGGCAUCGUAUUCCCUUUAACCAAGUGGACACCAUCUCUGUCGGCGGGACUGUUGAAAUUUACUCCAUUGCUUGUCAGAACAAUAUGCCUGUCUUCCCAACUUCUCCAGCAUAUCUUCCUCUUCUUGGAUUUCCACCACAGCCAGGAUUUUCCACUUGGACGUUUGCUGUUCCAUACAGAACCUCCAUCAACGGUGGAUUCACACCGGAGAAGACCAUCACUAUCCAGGGAAAUAUUCAGCCCCACGCCACAAGGUCUGACUCUCUAAUGAGCUGCUGCUGGAGAAACCGCAACUUGCUCUUAUCUUCUUUUUUCUUUACUCCUGACUCUGCAGCAAAACUCAACUCUGCAAUUCAACCUCGAACCAUGGCUUUUAACCAGACACUGUUUUAUAAUCCGGUAAUUCCCUUCACAGGAGCAAUCCAAGGUGGUGUGCAGGAGGGGAAGAUGAUCGCCAUCUGUGGACGAGUCCUGCCUGGAGUCAAAAGGUUCCAUGUGAAUUUACAGUGUGGCUCCAGGACCAAUGCAGACAUUGCUUUCCAUUUUAACCCCCGAUAUGACGGUGUCUCUUGUGUGGUCGCCAACACCCUGCAACACGGCAACUGGGGCAGCGAGGAGAGGAAGAAGAACUCCUUACUUCUUCCUGGCUCCGUCUUCAACCUGCUCAUCACAGUCACCCGUGAUUCCUUCCUGGUGAAUAUCAACGGCAGUCACUUCAUGGACUACAGGCAUCGUAUUCCCUUUAACCAAGUGGACACCAUCUCUGUCGGCGGGACUGUUGAAAUUUCCUCCAUUGCUUGUCAGAACAAUAUGCCUGUCUUCCCAACUUCUCCAGCAUAUCCUCCUCUUCUUGGAUUUCCACCACAGCCAGGAUUUUCCACUUGGACGUUUGCUGUUCCAUACAGAACCUCCAUCAACGGUGGAUUCACACCUGGGAAGUCCAUCUCUAUCCAGGGAAAUAUUCAGCCCCACGCCACAAGGUUCCAUGUGAAUCUCAACUUCAACGGUGGCAUCGCUCUGCACUACAAUCCACGUUUCAAUGAGCACGUGGUGGUGAGGAACACUAAGCAGGGGCCGCACUGGGGCAGCGAGGAGCGUGAUGGAGGCAUGCCCUUCCACCAGGGGCAGCCUUUCACGUUGACCAUUUGCUGUGAGAAUAGCUGCUUCAGGAUUCUGGUCAAUGGGAUACAGGCACACACCUACAACCACCGCAUCACUCCGGUCAGAAACAUUCACUCCCUGGAGAUCGACGGUGACCUCACCCUGACCUCUGUGACGGUGUAGAGAUCCGUAACCACCCAAUACUUUUCACAUCUAUCAAUGAAUCCAUGCUGAUUGAUUUGACUGGAUGCUGCAUAUUUUAUGUCCUGUUCUUUCAUAUAAUAAUUUCUAUAUAAUCAUAUGCCAUACUUUGUUUUUCUACAAAAAAUGUUUGUGCUGUGCUUUUUGUUGUUUUAUUACUUUAUUGUGCAGCUAAGGAAGUGGACUUGAGACUGAGAUUUUAAUCAUAUUAGAGUGCGCUGUGUAAUCAUUAAUGCUUUGUGAAACCUUUAAAUAAAAAAAAUGUCUCUAUAAAUGUGUUAAGUUUCUUAAAAAAAACAGGUUUGGACUCUUUAAUAACUGAUUAUGGAGUGAAAUGAAAUGUGCUUGUGUUCAAAUACUAGAUUAGAAAACAACAAUCAAUUCCAGAAUUACUUUAAUAAAAAAAAAAGCUGUAAUAAAACGAUGUUGGUCACUAUUUCAAGAGAGAUUUAUGUACAAAAAAAUUGAAAAAUAAAAUGUUCAAUUGAAA
Molecule: messenger RNA, 2284 nt
Organism: Solea senegalensis (Senegalese sole)
Lineage: Eukaryota; Metazoa; Chordata; Actinopteri; Pleuronectiformes; Soleidae
Product: galectin-9-like
Exons: 14
Coding region: 133-1776 (547 amino acids)
Biological process (GO): positive regulation of gene expression; negative regulation of CD4-positive, alpha-beta T cell proliferation; negative regulation of type II interferon production
Cellular component (GO): cytosol; nucleus
Molecular function (GO): galactoside binding; carbohydrate binding
Source: RefSeq, a predicted model, not a curated record